AUGUCUUUAUCUUUACAUAUGAAUAAGCUAUCAGAUAUCUACACAAAGAUUAAGACAACAUACUUGUUAGACUGCUUUGGCACUUAUGAACGCUUAUUAACCCCUAGAUAUGCCAGUGCUACUAACCCAGCACUAACCCAAUCAGCCAAAACUGUCCGUUAUAAACUGCUUAGGUCCUGGAUUAGUAUCGGGCUGUGUAUUGGAUUGGCACUAUUAGCUGGGGUCGAUAAGUUGAUUUUUGGAAAUCAAUUGAUUGUUCUGUCAAUUUCAAAUGAAACAAUGACGGCCUUGAAUUCAAUUGGCUUCAUAAUUUCUGGUUCGUGCACGAAUGUGCAUAUCGCGUCUUAUGAGCCCAAUACACAGCAAUUGUCCAGGAAUAAUCUUGGGGAUGUUUUAUUUAUACGCCCGCCUAACCCGUUAGCAAACAGUCCUACAUGCGUGAUAACAGCUUCUUUUAGCCGGGUUAAAUUUAUACUGUCUUAUUAUCUUGAUGUUGAAACGGCCAAGGUAGUUUUAAAUGCAUUAAGAAAGAUUGCCAUUUUCAAGGCUUCCGAUGUCUAUAUUGUUUAUAAAGACCCAAACCCCAAAUGCUAUCAACAUAAUCUGCUAAUCCUUUCUCGAGUUGUUAACAUGAUGUGCUGUACAUCCCUGUCAGUUUGCUUUGAUUCCGACCUGAAAAAAGACGCAAGCCCUGAUUACAUAGAUUGGACCGCCUGUUUGGAAGAAGCUCAAAGCACACUACACCACGCUAAUUAUGACGAAGCAGUUUGUCUUAAGGUCUCUAGCACGAUGCACAACAAUCUUCCGGGGUUGAUAAAUAGUGGGAUUCCUAUUUUGCGGCGAAUUUCAUCUAUCACAAUAAUGGACACCCAGUUUAAACAUAUCUCUUAUAUUAGUCAAUUGCCAUUAAUCGAUGGCUAUACCCUUUGCUUUUCGUUGACCUAUAAGAUGCACACCCUUGAUCUCACUGUUCUUCAAAUGCUUCCAUACUGGUGUAAUAGCAUCACCAUUGAGGAUAACAUAGACGGUAGAAAUCUAACGAUACUGGGUCUUGAAGAUGCCAUUGAGAAACAUCCUAUAAUAGCUCUGGAUGCGACAUGGAAGACUAUUUUCGAUCUCGGAAUCUACAGCAAGACUUUAAUUCACGUCCAUACUCUUCGCGGCUUUGACGUUAACCCUGAGUCACUUGAAGAAAUGAUAGGAAUCAGCCAAUUAAAAACACUAACUGAUCCCCGAAUUAUGGCUUACAAUGUCGUUUCCAAAAUCUCAACUGAAAUGCCAUGUCGUCUUCUGGAGUAUUAUGUCCAAUACUACACCCCUACAUCUUAUGCUAAGUUUGGAAUCUUGACCAAAUACACCCGAAUUUCUUAUAACCCCAACCGCUCUGAUUUUCAGCACACCUUAGAUUUUUGGGCUGCUAUUUCAGCCAUAUCGGCAGUCCCGCCUGAGAUACACGAGCUAAACAUUAUGUGCCAUGGGCAAAGAUUAAGCCAUCCCGGCCAGCGGCUUCAAGAAACAGUCAAUAUUCAACUCAACCAUCCCGAACUAAUGCUUAUGGUUCUGCAGUACCAACGUAAAGGGCACAUCUGCUUCUGUCAGAAUAUACGCUACAGGAUUAUCCAUAUUAAUGGCCAUAACCCGUCAUCUAAGCCAGUGAGUUAUAUAGCUAUUAGGCUUCUUUCUUUACUUCAGAGUGUCUCUGUUUUCCAGCUUAAGAUCUCGAAUGCUUGUGACAAGAACUAUACCUUCACUAACUUUGAUAUGAACGAUUUAACAAAAAAGACUCCCGAUCGGCCCAAAUAUCGCCCAAACAUUAAAAUCUUGGUGCUUGACAACGUCGAUCAGAAAAUCAUCAAUUGGAUAUUCCAACACUACGACUUUUUUGGCCCAGUGAAAGUGUACAUUCUGAAUCAGCACUUCAAAAACCUUGCCAUAGCCCAAAUUCUGUCGCAUCCUGUAUCUAAUAAUAUCACUGCACUUGUGGUUAAUGACUUUCUUGAAUUAGACGAGGUUGUGCAUUAUAAACAGCCGCUCUUAGACAGCAAGUUUUCCCUGUUCAAUUACAUCGAAACAGUAACGCAACCACCCAAAUCACCUAGCAGCCUCGGCUUACACAAACUGUAUAUGCAGCUAACUACUAUUGAUUUUGGGUUGUAUAGUGAAAUAUUAUCCGAGCUCGUGAAAUACCAUAUCAACCUUCUAGCUAUGAAGUUUGAGGAAUACCUCGCCAGCGCAUCUGUUGAUUCUAACCAAAUUAGCAUGGUGGCCAAGAGCGUAUUUACACUUUAUAAUGUCACUCUACCCGCUUUAGAAUCUAACUUUGUCGCUUUCCAGCCCAGCUACCUCGCAUGGCCCAACGAAGUACCAGCCAAUACGUCGCAGGAUUUAAAGAAAGGUUUCAAGAAGCUGACCUUGUGUUUCAGUGAUAACCCAAUACUAACUGAAGCGAGUAUAGUGACUAUUAUUCGAUGGACAGUCUAUCGAUUUAAAGAGAUAAGAACUUUGCGGAUAAUAGGCAUUCAGAUAGCCGCGAAUGAAAAGGAAAAGAUAAGUUCUCGUAACUACUGGGUCGUUGGUCUAGAGGUGCUCUGUAGUAUCUUAAUCAUGGAAAAGCAUUCACAAACCCCGCUCAUUGGGUUACUAGCACACCCCUGCCACGUCCUUGGCGGUGACUCCACUAUUAUUAUGGUGGAGCGCAAAGACUUGACUUACCUGAUUAAAUAUACCAACUAUGUUGAUGCCCUUAAGUCCGAACCAAACCUCGAACUAAACCCCGAACCAAACCCAAUCCCAACCCCUGACUUAUCCAAAACCAAUCCACGCCUACAAAGGAUCAUAGAUGAUAUUAAUAAGCACAAGCCGGCAAUCGAAUGCCGAGUUUGUUAUAAAAGCCAUUAUAUGCCGCCUGGUGAUCUAACUGCAAAAGAGGAAUUCGACCCAGAAAACCACAUCACUGCGUUUUUCUAUUUUAAGUGCGGCCAUCCGCUUUGUAGCGAUUGUGUGAGUAAUCCUUAUGUGAUGUCCAAGAAGGAAUGCCCAUUCUGUCGACGGCCGGGUGUGUACGAAAAAGUCCGCACACUUGUCAGCUUUCCCAGAUCUAACAUUGUUCUUCCCGAGGACACUGCUAAUACUCCAACGGAUAGUAUCGAAUGGUUCACAGCCAGAACACUCCUUAACGACCGAGUUUAUUUAUACUUGCCCAUUAAAGAUACGGCCAAAUCUGCCAUUAAUUCAACAGAGAGAACUGCCUAUUAUAACUACGACCAAAUGCAUGUCAUUUAA
This is a messenger RNA of Nematocida homosporus, 3282 nucleotides long. RefSeq lists its product as uncharacterized. Bases 1 to 3282 code for a protein of 1093 amino acids. The transcript has a single exon. NCBI's taxonomy places the organism in Eukaryota, Fungi, Microsporidia. The record is from RefSeq and is a predicted model, not a curated record.